AUGAAACUUGAGAAAGCAUCUAAAGAAGAAAAGAAGAAAGAAAAAGACUUACGUAGGCUUGAGAAGGAAGAACGGAAGACAGCAAAAGAGGAUCGCAAGGAUCGAAAGAGAGGAUACGAAGAUGAUCGAUAUGAUGAUAGGGAUGGUUAUCAUUCUAAAGGAUAUCAUUCAAGAGAACCUCUUGAUGUCCGUCAUCGUCGUUCGUCACCUGAUCAACAAGAUCAUAGACGAAGAUCUCCGUCUUUUGAUCAUCAUCACCGACGCCCUUUAUCUCCCGAACACUCCCACCGACGUUCUGCAUCUCUACCAAAUCGUGAAAGGCAUCAAAACAGAAAUUCUGAGAGUCGAUCUCCACAACGAAGAAGACUAGUUCCUCAUUCAACCCAACCUAUCUCACCACCAAGGCGAGAUUACCCGAACAAACCCCAUUCCACCAAAGCAUCCAAACUAGCAGCAAUGCAAGCCAAUGAUCAAAGUUUGAAUCAAUCAAGAUCACAAAGAUUAAAAGAGUUAGAAAAAGAAGAUUUAGAGAGAUUGAAAGUUGAAGAAAUUGAAAGAGAAAAGAAUCAAAUCAAAUCAGGUGGGAUUGGGGAUGGGUCUAGAGCUAAAUUUGUUAGAGAUCAAGAAAAGAAAGUGUUUUUUGGUCAAAUGGAUUUGGGUGAACGUGUUAAAAGGAGUGGUGGGGUUGGAAUGAUGAAAGAUGUGGAAUGA
This is a messenger RNA of Melampsora larici-populina 98AG31, 711 nucleotides long. RefSeq lists its product as uncharacterized. NCBI's taxonomy places the organism in Eukaryota, Fungi, Basidiomycota, Pucciniomycetes, Pucciniales, Melampsoraceae. The record is from RefSeq and is a predicted model, not a curated record. Bases 1 to 711 code for a protein of 236 amino acids. The transcript is spliced from 2 exons.